Girardinichthys multiradiatus is the source of this 2656-nucleotide messenger RNA. It is a transcript of the gene synj2bp, whose product is annotated as synaptojanin 2 binding protein. Lineage: Eukaryota; Metazoa; Chordata; Actinopteri; Cyprinodontiformes; Goodeidae. The coding region runs from base 259 to 654 and encodes 131 amino acids. Gene Ontology annotation, molecular function: protein binding. The record is from RefSeq and is a predicted model, not a curated record. The transcript is spliced from 4 exons.
UAAUUGGUGUGUGUAAGCUGUCAGGAGCCAGAGCUAGUCAGUUUAGUUAAACAGAACGGAUCAUAUUGCAUUGUUUGAAAAAAGUAGCACUGCUCCAUCAGCUAUGCUCGUGUGAAGCCAGUGGGGUAAUAUUUAAAGCUGCAACAUAAAGCUGUCUUGUUUAAACUUUGUAAGAUGGUGCUUCUUGGUGCAUGUUGGUGUCAGUCCAGCCUUAAAAGUGCUCCUCUUCUUGUACUUUGAUCAACUGAGAUAAAUGUAAUGAUGGGGAUCAGCAGCUUCAUUGGUCUAGGGUUUAAUAUAAUUGGAGGCGUGGACCAACCAUGUAGGAUUAAUGAUAAUGGCAUCUAUGUGUCUAAAAUAAAAGGAGAUGGAGCAGCAGCGCUUGAUGGACGACUCAAAGAGCAAGACAAGAUUCUUGCGAUAAAUGGAGUCUCACUUGAGAACCUGACACACAAACAAGUGGUGGGCCUGUUCCUGUCAGCCGGGGAGAACGUAGAGCUCCGUGUUCUGAAACAGUCGCCUUGUCUAACAAACGGACCAGCAGACUCCAAACCUGAACGCCAGUCUUCCAUGUCUUCCCUGGGAAUGCUGGCGUUGUUUGCUGGAGCUGUAACGAUCUUUGUAAUAGCAGCUCUUUAUAAACGCCGCAAAUAGCCCAAGGCUUUUCUUAAUCUAAGCUGACGAUGUCUGUAUGUUAAUUUUAGCAUGAAAAACUUUGCUAAAUGCCAAAAAGUAAAGAAAGGAACAGUGUGAGUGAUGGACCUUAUUUCUGAUUAGCAGGUAAUGGUGUCGGGAUAUCAUUUUUUUCCUUGUUAAUGCAUAUUCUAGGAUUAAUGGUUCUUGAGGCCUUCCCUGUGCAGGAGGACGCUAUUUUAACAUCAGGGUCAUUUUAUACGGAGAAAUCUGUGGUAAAGGGUCAUAACAUUCCCGCUCUAGGGCCGUGCCUCUCUAAGCAGCUGAGAGCCUUGAAAUAAAUUAGUCAGAUUUACACAAGCUCAAGUUAUUAUUAAAACUUAAACUCUGUCUUUUGUUAGCCAUGCAGAUCCCUCCCUGUACGUCCUUGGCUGAAACUCGAGCAGUGAGUGUGAGAUGAGCCCGUGGUAGUCUGCAAAUCAAGACUUUCUGAGUGCCUUUUCCAUGUAGAGAAAGUAUCAGCUGAAUGUUGUUGCUCCUUGAUGUCAUCAAUAUGAUAAUCAACCUACUACAUACUAAUAUCCUGCUCAUUGUUUAUUAAUCUCCGUUAAUCUUAUAAAAAAGACCAACUCCAAUAAGUUGCUCCUUUUGUAAGAGAUAUAAAUCUUAAGACAUCAGCCAGUGUUUUCUUUUGAAAUCUGAGAUAGCUCAAGCGUUUGUUGGAGGGACUUUUAACUGUGGAUCUAGACAAUUUGCUUUGUUAGUGUUCUCAGGCUGAAUUGGGAUAGACACAUUACUCCGUUUAACAGUUUGACCCACUGAAGUAUUUUAAUAGUUUUGGAUGACAGAUGUGUUUAAACAAAAGUAUAUCAGUUAUUCUUCAUUAAGUCGAUGUAUUGUAGGUCAGUUUAUCUAGGCCUUUAAACAGACCUAUUCAGCAUACAUGCGCAUCUAAAUAAGUUAUACCAUCAUCCAAUAGUUGAUUUGUUUCUUGUGCUCAUAUUAUCUCUUAGUUUGAUGGUUCUGGCUUAGAAUAUUACACAAGACCAAUAGAGAAAUUAAUUUUUAAUAUAAAAACGUCUAUUUAAAAUAAAGUUCAUAUGCUGGACAGCAUAUGUAUUCAACACUUGGCCGGGGCUCCUUUUGCAUGAAUUGCUGUGGAGGCCAUCGGUCUUUGGCUCUACUACGGUGUUCAGUAAGCCCAGGUUGAUUUAUUAGUAGUUUUCAGUUCAUCUGCAUGGUUGGCUUUGAUGUUAAUUUCCUCUUGACAAUCCAGCCAUGUUUGCUGGCCAAACAAGCACAUUAUAGAUCAUCAAAGCAGGCAAUGAACUUUUAACAGUGGCUUGUGCACCAUUUUCUGCCACACCUUUUCCCUCCACUAAACUUUCCAUCUAUACGCUUGGAUUCAGUACUCUGUACGUAAUAUUCGAAUGUUCUGAGGAAUUGAAUUUUGGGUUUUCAUUAGCUAUAUUCAUCAAAAUUCAACUCUUGAAAUAUAUCACGGUAAUGGAUCUAAAAGUUUGACUUUUUUAAUUGAAUUAGGGAAAGCAAGAUUUCAAUGAUAUUCUAAUUUAGUGAGACGCACGUCCCUUAAGUUAUUGAAAGAGGUUCUGGUUACUCAUUAUAUUGAGGUCUUGUAGAGAUAUUAUUCAGUAGAUAGCUGAUUUAUUUCUUUGCUGGAGAUGUUCUUCUGAUUGACUGAAGAAGGGAUCUGUUUUUUUAGUUCAGUAUGAACAAUUCCUUUUAAUUUAUGUAUCAGACCAGCUGCAGUGUUGAAAUGAGCCAACUUUAUUUUUCCAUUUUGCACUAAACCUUAGGAACAGGAAUUGAUGUAUAAUGUGUUUUCUUUUUGGUCAUAACAUCACAUCAUUGUCUCUGUAUGUUUAUUGCAUGUAAAUACAUUUCUGCUAAGUGACAUUGUGAAUAUGUGCAGUAUGCCAGAAAAGGAAAUCAGGAGCACUAAUAAAUUAUGCAAAUAUUUUCAUUUGAUAUCCAGACAUGUAAUAAAAUUUGUUUGAUUCAA